This is a messenger RNA of Drosophila persimilis, 3073 nucleotides long. RefSeq names its product zinc finger and SCAN domain-containing protein 2. Gene Ontology annotation, biological process: regulation of DNA-templated transcription. The record is from RefSeq and is a predicted model, not a curated record. Lineage: Eukaryota; Metazoa; Arthropoda; Insecta; Diptera; Drosophilidae. Gene Ontology annotation, molecular function: DNA-binding transcription factor activity, RNA polymerase II-specific; RNA polymerase II cis-regulatory region sequence-specific DNA binding. The coding region runs from base 515 to 1768 and encodes 417 amino acids. The transcript has 3 exons.
GAUCGCCUUUUUUUUUGGACAGCGGACUGCCAGUACCGUCUGCACCGUCUGUACCGUUUGUACCGUUUGUUCAACCGUUCGAUAGCUUUGACACUUGGCGAGGAUCAUCGAGCUUCAGAGCAUCGAUCGAUCAGCACCCUCCCACCAGAGCACCAGAACACCAGAGCACCCUCCAUACCACACACCACACGCCGCCCCACACACACAAAUCCGAGCGAACACUUGGCUUGUGAUGAAAUUUGAAAUUCGUGAAAAUCUCGAGAAGAACGAGAGGAACAGUGAAACGCGUGUCGCUAUAUAGUCGUAUGUGAACACGGAUUCCGAUAUCUGUGUCUGUGUGUAAUAUAUUAUUGAUUUGGCAUCGACAUCUGAAUCAUCAGCCACCUAUAACCACCGCCGACGAGAGACACCGAAAGACGAGGGACAAGAGACGAGACGAGAAGCGGAAUCUGCUUCCCAGAGAUCCCACCCGAUCUAUUCGAAAAAACUGCGUGUGGGACACCAUUUCAUCGUCAUGACGAAGGACCAGCAGGCCACUCCCAUACCCGAGGAGCUGUACAAUCUCACACAGCUGGCGGAGGUCACGCUGGCAGCGGGUCCCCUGAUCACGGACGGCGAGGUUAAGCCCCACUUCUAUGCCUGUUCGUCGGACGAUGACUCCAAUUACUACAGCCACAAGGUGUUCGAUCGCAGGAAACUGCGGCGCUGCACCAUCUCCGACUCGAACUCCUGCACCAGCAGCAGCAGCAGCAGCCACAGCAGCCACAGCCACCAAUCCGGGGAGCCCCAGGAGCAGGAGCGGCACGAUCAUCAGGAGCAGGCCACGGAGGACGAGCACAUCUGUCCCGAGUGCGGCAAGAAGUAUUCCACAUCCUCGAAUCUGGCGCGCCAUAGACAAACCCAUAGGUCAAUUAUGGACAAGAAGGCACGCCAUUGCCCCUUCUGCGAGAAGGUGUACGUGUCGAUGCCCGCCUACUCGAUGCACGUGCGCACCCACAGCCAGGGCUGCGAGUGCCACCACUGCGGCAAGUGCUUCUCCCGCCCCUGGCUGCUGCAGGGCCACAUCCGCACCCACACCGGGGAGAAGCCCUUCAAGUGCAGCGUCUGCAGCAAGGCCUUUGCGGACAAGUCCAACCUUCGGGCCCACAUCCAGACGCACUCGAACACCAAGCCGCACUCGUGCUCCCGCUGCGGCAAGGCCUUCGCCCUGAAAUCGUAUCUGUACAAGCACGAGGAGUCCUCCUGCAUGAAGAACCGCAGCAGCGGCGGUGGCAGCGGCAGUGGCAGCGGCAGCGGCACAGGGCGACCCCCUGCAUCGCCCAAGCGGCAGCAGGAGGGCGGCUCCAGCUGUGGCUCCAGUUCGGGCUCGAUUUCGGGCUCCCCCUCGACGGUGACAACGACCGCCCCUCCGGACUCGGCCAAGUCGACGCUGGCCAAUAAGCUGCUGCAGAAAGAGAAGGAGCGGCGGCAGGCGGCACUGGCAUACCAGAGCUCUUCCUCCUCCUACCCGUUGGGCGACAACGAGCACUUCAAGCGGACCAAUGUGAUCCAGCCGACGGCUCUGGCCCAUCCGAGUGUGCUCUACCAAACGAUGCAUCCGCUGCACUACCACUAUCACGUACCCAACCCACCGCCCCCCACAGAGGGCGGUGCGGCAGGCACCGGGGCACAGGAGCAGCCGGUCGACUUUUCGCCAAAGAACAACUUCACGCACUCGGCCAAGACAAGUCCCUUUGAGCUCACGGGCAACUAUGCGAUGGUGGCAUAGUCCCAGGGCAGGGACCACAUGCAGAAUAUAUCCAAGCAAAAGACACCAGAGAGAACGAAAGAACUUCAGAAUCGAGGAUAGCAAAACCCCCACAAAGCACCCACCCUGCACCACCCAGAGUCCAAGUCCAAGUCCAAGUCCAAGGCCAUUUUCUUACUGUAGUCAACGAAUAUGUGAUAAAAAAACAAAAAUGCAAAAGAGCUAAAGUACCAUUUAGAGAGUAGAUGAUUCCAAAGAGAGAGCACUAGCUGAUCCACGAGACAGAUCACUCCAAAAUAGAGCGAGACAGAGCGAGAGAGAGAGAGAGAGAGAGAGCGCAAAGGAAGAGGAGCAGAGGAAGUUAUACACACGAUAUAGAUAUCUAGACAGGGAUCGAUCCGAUGGCCCCUCUAAGGCCGCGAUCGUUUGAUCUUCACUUAGUUGUAAUGAGACUUCUUUAGAGACUUGCCAAGAACAACGACAAACCACCAAUGUAACCAGUAUUUUUUUGAUAGCACAUACAAUACGAUCGAUCGAUUGGUCGAUCGUUCGAUCAGCAUAUAUGUAGAUCCAGAGAUCGUCCCCGCUCACCCGAUCGUCGACACCCACAGCAAAGCUAAUUUUAUACACACACACACACAUUUCUUCUCACUUAGAAUUAUGAUUUUACAAGAUACAACAUAGACACACACGCACACAUAAACACUGAAAAGUAUACAUAGUUAACCUUAUUAAUCAUUUCGCUUUAAGGCAUUGAGGAUGGGGCUUCCUGCUUCCCGCACGGAAGUCGGUCCAAAACGAGAGAUAUCUAGUCUUUAUCUUUAAAUUCGGCGCACAUCUUGUGGGUCUCCUCCACAUGUGUGCGGCACUUUAUUUUAAGCACUCUUACGGCCGCAUGUGGUGCAAUAAUUGACAUAACUAUAACACUAAUUAGCCCCUGACACACACCCCUACCCCUAGCUAUACAUCUAUACAUCUGAAGACCUAUAGAUCUAUAGAUCUAUACACAUAUCGCAUAUUAUUUUGUAGCACUUUACACAUUACGAGUAGUUAUCGUCGAGCAUAUUUAGAGGGACACGAGAAGCACACUGCAUUUUCUAUACUCAACCCAACUCCACCUACGACUCGAACCUACAGCUAAUCGCACCAAAGAUAUCGUACAUACAUACACCUACUCUAUAGAGUGCACCUGCAUAUACCUUGGUGCACACACAUUAUAUAUUCGUACUUAACAUAUACACCCUAUAUCUAGAUCUUAAAAUUGUAUUAUAGAUUUGCACAUUUAUUCGAAUUAAACGAGAGAUCCAACGAUCCCUGAGAAAUGAA